Molecule: messenger RNA, 654 nt
Organism: Coturnix japonica (Japanese quail)
Lineage: Eukaryota; Metazoa; Chordata; Aves; Galliformes; Phasianidae
Gene: LSM6
Product: LSM6 homolog, U6 small nuclear RNA and mRNA degradation associated
Biological process (GO): maturation of SSU-rRNA; mRNA splicing, via spliceosome
Cellular component (GO): sno(s)RNA-containing ribonucleoprotein complex; U6 snRNP; P-body
Molecular function (GO): RNA binding
Source: RefSeq, a predicted model, not a curated record
GUGAGCGGCGUUGUGUCUCGGCCCGGCCGCAAUGGGGCACCGGGCGGCGGGGUGCGGGCCGGGCUGUGCCUCGGUGCGGGGAGCGGUGCGGAGGGACCUUUAAGCCCAUCCACUUCCAGCCCCCUGCUGUAGGCAGGGACGCCUCCCUCUAAACCGGGUUGUUCGCAUCCCCAUCCAGCCUGGCCUUCAAUGCCUGCAGGGUGGGAUGUGCUGCUUAUCCAUAUAUCGGCUUUCACAUCUAUUCCCAGCGUACCGACACAAAUCAAGAUGAGCCUACGGAAGCAAACUCCCAGUGACUUCCUAAAGCAGAUCAUUGGAAGGCCUGUUGUUGUAAAGUUAAAUUCUGGAGUCGAUUAUCGAGGUGUCCUGGCUUGCCUGGAUGGCUAUAUGAAUAUAGCUCUGGAACAGACAGAAGAAUACGUAAAUGGACAGUUAAAGAACAAGUAUGGGGAUGCAUUUAUCCGAGGAAAUAAUGUAUUGUACAUAAGCACACAGAAGAGAAGGAUGUGAAGAUGCCAGAAGGAGGCUCUUCUGUAUUUGUGAAUCUCUCCAAAUGGAUGAGACCUAUUUCAUUUGUAGUUAAUGGUUCACAGGUGACAUAUUUGAGUGCUUAUUUUUUAAAAAAUAAAUGUAAACCAAUGUAACCUUUCUGGA